UCCGUGCAGAUUGUGACAUCUUCAACUACUCCAACUCUAGAUCCGACGUGUACGAAUUAAACGGCGACGUACGCAUCCACGGCGCCUCUUCCACCAUUUUCAUACCACCUUCAAACCACCUGACCUCCAUCAAAAUAAAACCCUACCCACGAAAAUACGACGCCGCCGCCAUGACCACCGUCUCCGCUUUCCAAAUCAAGGCAGACAAACUCCCUCAUUGCACCCAAACCCUCGCCGCCCCGGCCAUCCUCUUCUCGACCGGCGCACACGCCGGAAACCACUUCCACAGCAUCGCCGACGUGCUCGUCCCGCUCUUCGCCACCUCCCACCGCUUCAACCGCCACGUCAUCUUCCUCGUGACCAACCACGAUUCUCGCCUCACUUCCAAGCACACCAAAACCCUACAAAGACUCUCCAAAUACGACGUCGUCGACAUCGACGCGCAGAAUCAAACUCUGUGCUUCCCGGGAAUGAUCGUCGGCCUCAGAGCUCACACAACCGAUCUAUCCAUCGAUCCCUCCCCGUUUUCGAGCUUUUCCGCUCGAAACUUCACGAAGCUUCUACGCAGCGCCUACUCCUUGGAGAGGGAGUCCGUGCGCGGCCACUAUCGGCCUCGGAUGCUCAUCAUUUCCAGAGCCAGGUCGCGGCGGUUGAGCAACGAGGUCGAGGUGGUUGAGCUCGCUCGAAGCCUAGGGUUUGAGUGCGUGGCACAAGAUUUGAGAGGGGAAAUCGAGUCCGUCGCCAAAAUUGUCAACUCCGUGGACGUCAUGGUAGGAGUGCAUGGAGCUGGGCUGACCAACAUGGUUUUUCUGCCUGAGAAUGGCGUUGUGAUCCAAAUAACGCCGGUGGGGCUGCAUAAUUUCGCGAAGCAAUGCUACGGGUCGGCGGAGGAGGAGAUGAAGUUGAAGUAUUUGGAGUAUAAGGUGAGGCUGAACGAGAGCUCGUUGUUAGGGAAAUAUGGUGCCCAGAGUCAAGUAUACACAAACCCUGUCCAAUUUUGUCAUAAGAGAGGAUUUGAUGUUUGUAAACAUGUGUUUUUGGAUAAUCAAGAUGUUAAUCUUGAUUUAGGCAGGUUUAGGGACACCCUUUUGAAAGCGUUGGACCUCCUCACUCUUGCUGCUUAA
Messenger RNA from Salvia miltiorrhiza (redroot sage), 1124 nucleotides. RefSeq names its product alpha-1,3-arabinosyltransferase XAT3-like. Lineage: Eukaryota; Viridiplantae; Streptophyta; Magnoliopsida; Lamiales; Lamiaceae. Bases 171 to 1124 code for a protein of 317 amino acids. The transcript is spliced from 2 exons. Gene Ontology annotation, molecular function: glycosyltransferase activity. The record is from RefSeq and is a predicted model, not a curated record.